AUGCACAACCUACUCUCGGGCGGCAAGAACAAGUCGCACUUGUCGAUCAAGGAGGCGCUGUUACCGCAACCGCCCUCGUUCGUGAAGAAGAGGAACUAUGAGAUACACGCGAAGCUGGGAGAAGGGACGUUUGGCAAAGUGAUGCGAGCGACCUGGCACGUCCCUCCCGAACAAGCCCGCGUCGCGCAGUACGGUGCCGCCAUAUCCCCGCCUGCUCUGCCCACCGAAUCCAGCGCAUCCUCUUCGUCGAACCUCAGCACGCACUCUAGCGCUUCAGGGUCAUCCGCGACGUCCGGCGUCUCCGCGGGAUACUUCAAUGAAUCGCCGGGCAAGCCAUCGGGGCUCACGAAGGAUGUCGCGCUGAAGGUCAUACCGAAGAAAAAGGUGAAGGGGAAUGAGGCGAGCGUAUGGGGUGAGAUGGAGGUGUUGAAAGGGUUGGAUCACCCGAACAUCGUGAAAUUCUACGAAUGGUUCGAGUCGCGGUCGAAGUACUACCUUUCCUUCGAACUGGCGACGGGCGGAGAGCUGUUCGACCGGAUAUGUCAGAAAGGAAAGUUCACCGAGAAGGACGCUGUGCACGUGGUGCGCUCCAUCCUAUCCGGCGUCAAGUACCUGCACGACCACGAUAUCGUCCAUCGCGACCUGAAACCGGAGAACAUCCUCUACCGCACGCCAGACCCGGAUUCGGACAUCGUCAUCGCAGACUUUGGCAUCGCCAAGCACCUGCACUCCACCGACGAGCAACUGCAUUCUCUCGCCGGAAGCUUCGGUUACGUCGCACCCGAAGUACUGAACAAGGCUGGGCACGGAAAGCCCGUCGACGUCUGGACAACAGGCAUUAUCACCUACGUGUUGCUGUGCGGCUACUCCCCCUUCCGAUCCGAAGACGUGAAGGACCUCGUGCGCGAGACGACGGAGGCCAAGAUCGAGUUUCACGACCGAUAUUGGAAGAACAUCUCUGAUCAAGCGAAAGCGUUUAUCAGGCGCUUGCUGCAAGCCGACCCGUCCAACCGGCCCACGGCCGCGGAAGCAUACAAUGACCCGUGGCUCACGACGUACGAACCCUCGUCCGAAGAAGACCUCCCCGGCCUGCGCGAGAAUUUCGACGCCAAGUCCAAGUGGCGCCAGGUCAUCGGCUCCGUGCGCGCCGUGCAGCGCAUGAGCACGCUCUCCCGGCGCGCGAGCCAGUCGAGCAUGAGCAGCACCGCGAGCGAGGCCAGCGGCGGGUGGCGCGGCGGCGCCGGCGAUGAGGACGACGACGACGACGACGACGAAGGGCAGGCGCAUAAAGUGCCGGACGACCCGGGCUCGAACGAGCACGUAAACGUGCUGCCGCCCGAGGAGGACGGGGACACGAGCGAGGUGCUCCGGAGCACGCCGCCGCAGCCCGGUCCGUCGAACUCGCCCCCUCAGGACCGACAACAACGAGAGGCGGGCGUUCGGGCGCGGGACAUGAACGUGGGCGCGUCGCGGCCGGAGGCGCACGCGCUGAAGCACGAGCAGGCGGAGGACGCGCCGCCGGCGCUGCACGAGAUGGGGAAGGAGGACGUGUCGACGCCGAUCGAGGUCACGGACAAGCGCGAGCGGCUGCACAAGCAAACGGAGGACGAGUACCUGCAUAUACCCGGGACGUUUCACCACGGAGAGGAAGAGGCUGACGCGAGCGGGCUCGCUGUGCAUGAGGGAUUGUGGAGUCGGCUCGCGAAGCAUUUGCGCAUACAUUCAUGAACGAGGGGACGGAUAUCGAUCUCCGACUUCUGCUUGCCCUAGACGUUGAGGGGUGAUAUAGGUAUUCUUGUUUAUGCUAUCCUGUGGGCUUUGGUGCUGUUCAGCGCUGUGUGCCGUUUGGUUUGUAUGAUAUGUAGCAACGCGGUAAGAUACAUUCGUCCAGCUGCUAGACAGCAUAAUAAACCCUGUUCCU
Punctularia strigosozonata HHB-11173 SS5 is the source of this 1921-nucleotide messenger RNA. Its product is annotated as Pkinase-domain-containing protein. The transcript is spliced from 10 exons. Gene Ontology annotation, biological process: cellular response to oxidative stress; protein phosphorylation. Bases 1 to 1728 code for a protein of 575 amino acids. Gene Ontology annotation, molecular function: calcium/calmodulin-dependent protein kinase activity; ATP binding. The record is from RefSeq and is a predicted model, not a curated record. NCBI's taxonomy places the organism in Eukaryota, Fungi, Basidiomycota, Agaricomycetes, Corticiales, Punctulariaceae.